Chionomys nivalis (European snow vole) is the source of this 3589-nucleotide messenger RNA. It is a transcript of the gene Apeh, whose product is annotated as acylaminoacyl-peptide hydrolase. Bases 88 to 2286 code for a protein of 732 amino acids. The record is from RefSeq and is a predicted model, not a curated record. The transcript is spliced from 22 exons. Gene Ontology annotation, biological process: proteolysis. Gene Ontology annotation, molecular function: serine-type endopeptidase activity. Lineage: Eukaryota; Metazoa; Chordata; Mammalia; Rodentia; Cricetidae.
UCGGGUAUAGCGGAAACGGGGGGCCGCCCUAGGCCCCGCCCCCUAAGCCUCACUUCCGGGCCUUAGCUUCUACUGAAAGGAAGGGCUAUGGAGCGUCAGGUGCUGCUGAGUGAGCCCCAGGAGGCGGCAGCGCUGUACCGGGGCCUUAGCCGCCAGCCUACGCUGAGCGCCGCCUGCCUGGGCCCGGAGGUCACCACGCAGUAUGGGGGCCUCUAUCGGACGGUGCACACUGAAUGGACUCAGAGGGACUUGGAACGAAUGGAGACCAUCCGAUUCUGCCGCCAGUACCUAGUGUUCCAUGAUGGAGACUCGGUGGUGUUUGCCGGGCCUGCAGGCAACAGUGUGGAGACCCGGGGGGAGCUGCUGAGCAGAGAGUCUCCUUCGGGCUCCAUGAAAGCUGUGCUGCGCAAGGCUGGGGGCACAACCCCAGGGGAGGAAAAACAGUUCCUGGAGGUCUGGGAGAAGAACCGGAAACUCAAGAGCUUCAACCUGUCAGCCCUGGAGAAACAUGGGCCUGUUUAUGAGGAUGACUGCUUUGGCUGCCUUUCCUGGUCAUACUCAGAGACACACUUGUUGUAUGUGGCGGAGAAGAAGCGCCCCAAGGCUGAGUCCUUCUUUCAAACCAAAGCCUUGGACGUCAGUGCCAGUGAUGAUGAGAUGACCAGGCCGAAGAAGCCAGACCAGGCCAUCAAGGGGGAUCAGUUUGUGUUUUACGAAGACUGGGGAGAAACCAUGGUUUCCAAAAGCAUUCCUGUGCUCUGCGUGCUGGACAUUGAAAGUGGCAACAUCUCAGUGCUUGAGGGCGUCCCUGAACAUGUGUCCCCUGGACAGGCUUUCUGGGCCCCUGGAGACACAGGUGUGGUGUUUGUGGGCUGGUGGCACGAGCCCUUCCGGCUAGGUAUCCGCUUCUGCACCAAUCGCAGAUCAGCCUUGUACUAUGUGGACCUGAGCGGGGGAAAGUGUGACCUACUCUCGGAUGAUUCACUGGCUGUUUGUUCCCCGCGGCUGAGCCCAGACCAGUGUCGCAUCGUCUACCUGCAGUAUCCGUCUCUACUCCCUCAUCACCAGUGUGGCCAGCUCUGCCUGUAUGACUGGUACACCAAGGUCACUUCAGUGGUGGUGGACAUUGUACCUCGGCAGCUGGGAGAGGACUUCUCUGGGAUCUACUGCAGUCUUCUGCCUUUGGGAUGUUGGUCAGCCGACAGCCGGAGAGUGGUCUUUGACUCAGCACAGCGCAGCCGGCAGGACCUGUUUGCUGUGGACACCCAGACGGGCAGUGUUACCUCCCUGACAGCUGGGGCCUCCGGUGGGAGCUGGAAGCUGCUUACGAUUGAUCGGGACCUCAUGGUGGCCCAGUUCUCCACACCCAACCUGCCCCCUAGCCUGAAAGUUGGGUUCCUGCCUCCUGCUGGGAAAGAACAGUCUGUGUCGUGGGUGUCCCUAGAGGAGGCUGAGCCCAUUCCUGACAUCCACUGGAGCAUCCGUGUGCUACAUCCACCUCCAGACCAAGAGAAUGUGCAAUAUGCUGACCUUGACUUUGAAGCAAUCCUUCUGCAGCCCAGCAACCCUCCAGAUAAGACCCAGGUACCCAUGGUGGUCAUGCCCCACGGGGGACCCCAUUCAUCCUUUGUCACUGCCUGGAUGCUGUUCCCAGCCAUGCUUUGCAAGAUGGGCUUUGCAGUGCUACUGGUGAACUACCGUGGCUCCACUGGCUUUGGCCAAGACAGCAUCCUUUCUCUCCCAGGCAAUGUGGGUCACCAGGAUGUGAAGGAUGUCCAGUUUGCAGUGGAGCAGGUGCUCCAGGAGGAACACUUUGAUGCAAGCCGUGUGGCCCUUAUGGGUGGUUCCCAUGGUGGGUUCCUCUCCUGCCACCUGAUUGGUCAGUACCCAGAGACCUACAGUGCCUGUAUAGCCCGGAACCCUGUGAUCAACAUUGCCUCCAUGAUGGGCUCCACAGACAUCCCUGAUUGGUGUGUGGUGGAGACUGGCUUCCGUUAUAGCAAUGACUGCCUGCCAGAUCUGAAUGUGUGGAAGGAGAUGCUGGAUAAAUCACCCAUCAAGUACAUCCCUCAGGUAAAGACACCAGUGUUACUGAUGCUGGGCCAGGAGGACCGGCGUGUACCCUUCAAGCAGGGUAUGGAGUAUUACCGUGCCCUCAAGGCCCGGAAUGUGCCUGUUCGGCUCCUGCUCUAUCCCAAAAGCACCCACGCGCUAUCAGAGGUGGAGGUGGAGUCAGACAGCUUCAUGAAUACUGUGCUUUGGCUGCACACACACUUGGGCAGCUGAAGCUCUACCGUUCUGUAGGAACUGACCAGUUCAUCUCGCACUUUGCUCUUGGUAAACUCCAGGAUCUGGCAGAACAGCCAAGAGGCUUCCUGGGCUCCGGACUCUGGAUGAGUGGGCAGAGGAAUAUGGACUCCAUAGUCAUAAUAAAUGAGGACAUAGAGCCUGGUUUGUGCUGGUACUUUGUACCAAGCCAUCCCUAGACCUCACCCUGGGGAUCAGAAACCCUUGGCCUUCUUUGACAUCCAUAGUGGAUUCAUCGCUGUCAUCUGUCCUGGCCAACUGGGACUGUGCAGACAACAGCUCCCUGCUACAGUCCCGUCUGUUGGAAAAUGCUCUGCAUUGUCCUUGCAUUCCCAGAAAUGCCUCUGGGACAUGAGUGACACCCUGCCCAUCCACAGUACACACAUUUUGAAGUUUUUCCAGGAUCAGAACCCCUAACCAGAUCUGUGCUGGUCCUAAACUCCCCCCCACACCCCCGAAAGGAGUCACCAGCUCAUUCCAUAGAAGCAGAGACUAUGAAGCACGCUCUGUACAGAGAGAAAGGUUGCUUUAUGUUUGAGAAGUCUUGUCAUCCCUAAGGGAUCUAACCAGGCCUACUCCAGCUGUAUGACUUUGUUAAUCCAGUCUACAAAUACCGACACACGUGUGAAGAUAGCUGGCCAGCGGGGCCGUGCACAUACUCUGUUAGGGAUUAUAAGUCCCUCUAGGACCCAGCAGUCAUGGGUAUAACAGGCAAGUGGUCCCCCGUAGUCACCCUGGCAGGUAGGAGAACUGGUGAGGGCUCUGGACUUUGGCAGUGACUAGCCUCCCCCCAACUCCCAUCUUCUUGGUCAUCAAAUAGUACAAUUCCAGCUCCCAAACCCUUCCCAGGCUGGCCCAGGAGCUCUCCACUGACCUCACAAGCCCCUGUGGGGACCAGCAGUCCCUCAGUGCACAUCUCACUCUCUUGUACGUGUCCUCGGUGCUUCACGUUACAUUCUUGGUUGGAGAUGACCUUCAUCGAGGCCACGUGAAGGACUGUGUUAUUGCUUGUACCUGGAGUGAGGAGGAUGGUAAGGAGAGGCCCUCAGUCAAACCAAUGCUGGGCUGCCCAGCCUGGAAUAAUCUGUCUAUGCACUGUGCUUACCUUUGGAUUCACCCCAGCCUGCAAUCUCACACUUGGUUCCUGGAGGUACCACAUACUGCUCAGGAGGCAGACAAAUCAGGGCCACAUGAUGGUUCAGAGUCACAGGUCUUUAGCAGGAAUGGGGAUAGUCAGGACCUAUGACCACAGGGCCAGCCCUACCUCACACCCUCUUGACUU